This is a messenger RNA of Halteromyces radiatus, 700 nucleotides long. Its product is annotated as CAP domain-containing protein. The transcript has 2 exons. The record is from RefSeq and is a predicted model, not a curated record. Lineage: Eukaryota; Fungi; Mucoromycota; Mucoromycetes; Mucorales; Cunninghamellaceae. Gene Ontology annotation, cellular component: extracellular region. The coding region runs from base 109 to 582 and encodes 157 amino acids.
UGAAUGGUAUAUAAGGAUCUUUUUUUUUUUCUUUUUUGUUACCUUUCUUCAAUUCAUCAUCCAAAAACAAAUCCUCAUUCCCUUCCUUUUACUUAAAAAAAUCAAAAUAUGCUGAGCCGAUUCUUCGUUUAUGUGGUAGCAUUCGCUAUGAUGCUUCAACUUGCAUAUGCUUUGUCAAAGAAAGAUAUCAACUCCAUUGUCAACACUCAUAACAAAUUUCGCAAAAUCCACAGUGCACCUGCUUUGAAAUGGGACAAGAAACUCGCUCAAUAUGCACAAAAUUGGUCCAACAAAUGUGUCUUUCAACAUAGUGGCGGUCCUUAUGGUGAAAAUCUUGCUAUGGGCUACGGUUCAUUGAACGCAGCCAUCCAAGCCUGGUACGAUGAAGGCAAGUCUUAUAACUACAACAAUCCUGGUUUCUCUAGCUCUACUGGACAUUUCACUCAAGUCGUAUGGAAAGGUACUACCAAGAUUGGCUGUGGUCUUGGUAAGUGUAAUGGUCGUAAUAUCCUGACUUGUUCAUACAAGGCACCUGGCAAUAUGCUUGGUGAUUUCCCUAACAAUGUACUUCCUCCCAAAUAAAUCAUCAAAUAUAUAUUGUGAUAGUAGAACAGUAUUCUUUAGCAAUGAUGGAUUUUUGAUAUUAUCAUCUAUCUUGUAUUUUCAAUAAACUACCACAUGUCUUGUCUUUUUUUUUUUU